GCUGCGUCCUCCAGGGGUGUGAAGGGAGAUCUCCGAACCUAAGGGGCGUGGCUUAAUUAUCUCCUGCAGACGUGCGCCUUCGGGCUCUGCCCUCGCUCCUCCCCGCUGUAGGAGCGUAAGAGCUGCGGGGAGGAGCGGUUCGGUUUUUGCAUGGGCAGGGAACCGGAGGAAGGCCGCUCCUGGACGGGGAGGCCUUACAGUGACAGGCCGGACAUGCCGAGGUGAGCCCGGGUGUCAUGGAGAAUGAGUGACCGCUAGAGUGUUUACAGCCAUGGAGAGGGUGUAAUGGAGUGAUCUGCGGGCACCGGGAAUCUGUAUGACAGAUACAGCAGCACUGCUCAUCUAUGGCCACUCGUAUGAUAUACAUGAGUGUGACUGGAUAUGGAAUACAAUGACAAGCUGGCCAGGUUCCGUCAGGGUCAUCUCAACCCUUUUAACAAGACAAGAGAGGAAGAAAGUCCACAGGACAGAGAGCAAGAGUCUUCCAAGGAAUCUCCACCAGGAUCUCCUCUACGUGUACCAGAAUUCCAGUGCCCUGAGCGAGUGAUGGAUUUGGGUGUAUCAGAAGAUCACUUUUCCAGGCCGGUGGGCCUCUUUCUGGCGUCUGACAUCCAGCAGUUGAGACAGGCAAUUGAAGAGUGUAAGCAGGUGAUCCUUGAGCUGCCCGAACAAUCGGACAAGCAGAAGGACGCAGUGGUCAGACUCAUUCAUCUUCGACUCAAGCUGCAAGAACUAAAGGAUCCACAUGAGGAUGAGCCUAAUAUGCGGAUUAUAUUGGAACAUAGACUCUACAAGGAGAAGAGUAAAAGUGUAAAACAAGUGUGUGAUAAGUGCAGCACAUUUAUUUGGGGCUUGAUCCAGACUUGGUAUACAUGUACAGGUUGUUACUAUCGUUGUCAUAGCAAAUGUCUGAACCUCAUUACCAAACCCUGCGUGAGGUCAAAGGUUAGUCAUCAGUCUGAGUAUGAGUUAACCAUUUGUCCAGAGGCUGGACUGGACAGCCAAGAUUAUCGUUGUGCGGAGUGCAGGGCACCCAUCUCUUUACGAGCUGUCCCCAGUGAAGCCCGGCAGUGUGAUUAUACUGGGCAGUACUACUGCAGCAACUGUCACUGGAAUGAUCUUGCUGUCAUCCCGGCCCGUGUUAUACACAACUGGGACUUUGAACCACGCAAGGUGUCUCGCUGCAGUAUGCGGUAUCUUGCUCUGAUGCUUGGACGUCCAGUGCUGAGGCUACGGGAAAUUAACCCUUUGCUGUUUAACUAUGUGGAAGAGCUGGUAGAGAUUCGGAAGUUACGUCAGGAUAUCCUCCUCAUGAAGCCAUACUUCCUCACUUGCAAAGAGGCAAUGGAGGCCCGAUUGCUGCUGCAGCUCCAGGAUCGUCAGCAUUUUGUGGAGAACGAUGACAUGUAUUCCCUGCAGGAUCUUCUGGAUGUUAGCAGUGGACGGCUUGGGGCCUCUCUCACAGACAUACACACCAUGUUUGCCAAGCACAUUAAAUUGGACUGUGAGCGCUGCCAAGCUAAGGGCUUUGUGUGUGAACUAUGCAAAGAAGGAGACAUUUUAUUUCCAUUUGAUAGCCACACAUCUGUCUGCCAGGAUUGUGCUGCUGUGUUCCACAGGGACUGCUAUUAUGACAAUUCGACAAGCUGCCCUCGCUGUAUGAGGAUGAAUCUCCGAAAACAGACACAGGAGCCUGCUGAAGAUAAAUGGCAGCAGUGAGGAAGGCCCCACACAUGGCAUAACUAUGUACAGAGACUUGUAUGGUGCGCUGAAGACACAAGUGACAUCUACUGUGCCCUGGUACAAGACUUUGGAAUGGACCAUGGAUAAAAACAUGUUAAGAUGAUUUCCUCAGAAUCUAUGAAUCUUAUAGACAUUCCAGUAUGGUAGAAACUGACCAUUCUUCUAGAGACCUUACAUCUUAAUGAGAGACUACGGAUAUUACUGUAUGUAGAUCUGAUGUGGUGCCUUAUUGCUGCAGUAUACGUGGUGAUCUAGUCCUGUAAUUUCCUCUUCUUGCUCUCACCUGCAGGCACUGCCAUGGGAAACAUCAUUGAAAGAAGGUUUAUUACCAUUCUAUAAACCUUUCACAACUUGUGUAUAUAAAUGUACAGUCCCUGGCAUCUAUAAUACUAUUAUAAGUAGAAGUUUAUUGAAAUAUUUGGUGCCUAUUACCACUAAGGUGCUGAGAUAUUUUUUUUCUUUCUUGCAAUUUAGUUUGCAUGUUUUAAAAUGCCCUAUGGGCUUGUACAGGUUUCACUGUUUUCAUUACAGUCUGUUUUAAUUUAGCUGUAUGCAAAAACGUGGUCAACUUCUCUAUCGUGUAUGCAAAAAAACCCUGGAUCCAUUAGUCUUUUUUUUUUAUACCGUUAUUGAAAGCAGAAUUUGCUGUAUAGCAUCCAUUACCUUUUUUAUACUUUUUUUUUAUAAAACAUGUGGAACAAACCUUAGGGGUGCGUUCACAAAAUGUAUAAAUUGCAGUUUGUCAUUGUUUUCUAUAAUGUAACUCAAUGGGAAACUGAUUCUGCUGUAUGGCAUACAACGGCAUCUGUUUUUCAGAAUACGUUUUUGCCCACAGGGAUGUGAUCAUAUGAAGUUAUAAAGUCUCCUGCGUUGCCAUGUAAGUAGUCCCCUUGGGCGGGGAGCUAUGCUUGCUUGGACCUGUGGAUUUGGCCAUAGUGACUCCCCCCCCCCCCCCCCCCCUCGGUGUGAUUGGCUGCCUAUGUCACCCCUCUGUCUGCUUAGGCAGCAGAGUGAUGACACAGGCCUUCAACCAGGCCGAGGGGCAGUCACUACAGCCACUGGACUGGACCAUGUAAGCAUAGCUCCCCGCCCUGGGGACUACUUAUGAUAACUUCACAUCCUCACCAUCCCUGGAGGCAAAGAUGUCCCCAGGGGAUGGUGAGGAUAAAGAUUUUACCAUAUCUAACUCGUUGACAAGCAUUAUAUAUGGUAAAAUCUCAUAAUUGGUUCCCUUUAAGCUUUUCACACCACUAGACAAUGGUGACUGACCAUGUUAGUACCACCAGGGCUGAGAGGAAUAUUUCAAAAACUCUGAACGUCCUCAUUCAAAUGGCCAUAUUUUACAAAUAGGUCUGUAUGGUGCCCUCAAAUCAGUUCAGUAGAACUGCAGGAAUAUACUGUACGACUAGAAUGUAGACAGUGAAACGGUGCAGUAUGCCCAUCUAAAUAAGGCCUAACUCUUGGCCCGAUCAUGGCGAGUUUGACACCUGUUUAGUUCUACAUAAUUUUUCAGACUCUGGCAUUGUAUAGAAACUAUUCAAGAAUUGUAAAUACGUGAAACCCACAAAAUGAGAUACUUAAUGGGGGGGAGGGGAUGCCAGAAUGACAUUAUUUAUUAAAAGAAUUAUUGCUGUUAUUUAUCAUAUUCUACAUUAAGUGAUUUUUGUCAAUAAAAUCAAUGCUAUUCACUUGAA
Messenger RNA from Hyla sarda, 3437 nucleotides. RefSeq names its product differentially expressed in FDCP 8 homolog (gene DEF8). The coding region runs from base 382 to 1719 and encodes 445 amino acids. The record is from RefSeq and is a predicted model, not a curated record. The transcript has 12 exons. Lineage: Eukaryota; Metazoa; Chordata; Amphibia; Anura; Hylidae.